Molecule: messenger RNA, 1366 nt
Organism: Bicyclus anynana (squinting bush brown)
Lineage: Eukaryota; Metazoa; Arthropoda; Insecta; Lepidoptera; Nymphalidae
Product: protein FAM136A-like
Exons: 4
Coding region: 108-548 (146 amino acids)
Cellular component (GO): cytoplasm
Source: RefSeq, a predicted model, not a curated record
CAGUUGACACUGACAGUUUGUCUAGUGCCGAAUGCCGAUGUGAUUUACAAAGUUUUUGGAAUUUUUAAAUUUUCAAAUUUUAUCACUACUAUUUUUAAUUUAUCAAAAUGGUGGAAGCGCAAAAAUAUAGAAUCGAACAAGAGAUGACUAAUCUAGUUAACGAACUAGACAGGAGUUAUUUACGAAAAAUGCAGGGGGACAUGCACAGAUGUGCAUCUAAAUGUUGUGAUGACCAACAGUCGUCAUUGGAGCGAGUGCACGGAUGUAUUGAGAAUUGUACCAUUCAGUUGAACCAAGCCAACAACUAUGUACAAAAAGAAAUGAAUCACCUACAAAACAGACUGCAGAGGUGUGUUAUGGACUGCAAUGAUUCGGCUAGAGACAGAUUAGGUCCAGACCCCAGUCAGGAAACUAUAGACAAAUGCACAAUAGAAUUUGAGAAGUGUGCAGUCAAGUGUGUGGACAAACACAUAGCCUUAAUUCCUGGAAUGCUGAAAGCAAUGAAGAAGGUUCUAGCUAGCGGCAAACCUCCACCAAUGACUGAAUAAGUGAAUGAAAUGAAUUAUGUGUUAAAAUGAUAAAAUAAGCAAUAAACCAAAAUGGGUCUGGACCCUAGGUUAGCAGUGUGCACCUCGUAGAACAGAAAAAAACCAUUUUCCUUAAAGGAUUUUUUGUUUUCUAUAAUUUUCGUUGUCUAGAAAAAUGAUGAUAAUUGUUAUUGAAUAACAAGGAAGCUACUUUGAGCAUUGUUGUGCUAUGACAGAAAACUGUGUUAAAAAUAACAUGAUUUUUUAAAGCAUUUUUUGUUUUAGUAUAGCCGUAUAAUGAUUUAUUAAUUGAUUAUGAAACACGGCUAAAACUCACGUGAUAUUACGUCGGAGUAUGCCCGACUAGUUUCGAACCCAUACGGGGUUACACGAUCCAAACUGUUUGGAUUCAGUUUGGAUCGUGCCGCAAUGCAAGAACCAGCUCAUGACUAAGGGCCCCGUAUGGGUUCGAAACUAGUCGGGCAUACUCCGAUCUAAUUUCACGUGAGUUUUAGCCGUGUUUCAUAAUCAAUUAAUAUGAAUAACACUUACGAUAGUAUAAUAAUUUGUACACCUUGUAUGUGCUAUAAUAAUCAUUACUUGUAACUAACUAGUACUUAACUUAUCAGGUAAAUAAUGAUUACCCUGCUUAAAACUUCUGUGCAAGCCACUGCCUAGGAUCCAUACCUAGACCUUGCUUUAUAAACUAAUGCCAUUCUGUAUUUAGUAGAAAGUGAUAGUUUUAUUUAGUUUUGUAUAACUAUAAUAAAUAACAACUAUUUAAGAAUAUUUGUUAUAUAUGUUUAUAGAUAUGGGAUUAUAAGCUACAUUACUGUUGU